Molecule: messenger RNA, 1441 nt
Organism: Trematomus bernacchii (emerald rockcod)
Lineage: Eukaryota; Metazoa; Chordata; Actinopteri; Perciformes; Nototheniidae
Product: zinc-binding protein A33-like
Exons: 1
Coding region: 56-1441 (461 amino acids)
Molecular function (GO): protein binding; zinc ion binding
Source: RefSeq, a predicted model, not a curated record
UCUCAGGGAACAGGUAGCGGCUGCUGCUGAGUUUACUGCUUCACUCACAGACCACAUGGCUUCCAGAUUAGAGGAAGAUCUCUGCUGUACUGUCUGCCAUGACAUCUUUAAAGAUCCUGUCCUCCUGUCCUGCAGCCACAGCUUCUGUAGAGACUGUCUGCAGAACUGGUGGACGGAGAAAGUCAUCGAAGAGUGUCCACUUUGUAAGAGAAGACAUUCAAGGGAUUGUCCUCCUGACUUUGCUUUAAAGAACCUGUGUGAGAGUUUCCAACAGGAGAGAGGUCAGAGAUCUCCAGAGGCUCUCUGCAGUCUGCACUCUGAGAAACUCAAACUCUUCUGUCUGGACCAUCAGCAGCCAGUGUGUGUCGUCUGCAGAGAUUCAGAGAAACACACCAACCACAGUUUCAGACCCAUCGAUGAAGCUGCACGACAAUACAAGAAGGAGCUUCAGGAAACUCUGCAGCCUCUGAAGAACAAGUUGGAGACUUUUAAAGAAGUUAAAGUGAAGUGUGCUUACACAGCAGGACACCUGAAGGUCCAGGCUCAACACACAGAGACGCAGAUUAAGGAGCAGUUUAAGAAGCUUCACCAGUUUCUAGAAGAGGAAGAGGAGGCCAGGAUGGCUGCACUGAGGGAGGAAGAGGAGCAGAAGAGGAGGAUGAUGGAGGAGAAGAUGGAGGCUGUGAGCAGAGAGAUAGCAGCUCUUUCACACACAGUCAGAGCCACAGAGGAGGAGCUGAGAGCUGAAGACGUCUCCUUCCUGAACAACUACAAGGCUGCAGUGGAGAGGCUGCAGCGCCCCCUGCUGGAGGUUCUUCCCUCAGACGCUCUGAUAGACCAGGCCAAACACCUGGGCAACCUCAGCUUCAACAUCUGGAGCAAGAUGAAGGACAUGGUGUCCUACUCUCCUCUCAUCCUGGACCCAAACACUGCUCAUCCAAACCUCGUCCUGUCUGAAGAUCUGACCUCUGUGAGACAAGGAGAGAGGCAGGAACUUCCUGAUAAUCCAGAGAGGUUUGAUAAAUGCUACUUAUCUGUCCUGGGCUCUGAGGGCUUUAACUCAGGGACACACAGCUGGGACGUCCACGUUGGAGACAAUGAUGGCUGGGGAGUGGGUGUGUUAGCAGAGUCUGUCCAGAGGAAGGGAGGCAUCGAGUCUGGAUUAUGGAGCAUACAGUUUUUAUUUGGUAAAUACUCAGCACAGUCACCAUCAGGUCCAGAAACUCUUCUCGGCCUCCAGAAGAAGCUCCAGAGGGUCAGAGUGAAUCUGGACUGGAACAGAGGAAAGCUGUCAUUCUCUGAUCCUGACACUAACACACACAUACACACCUUCACACACACUUUCACUGAGAGGCUAGUUCCAUACAUUGGAAAUAUGCUUGUACGCCCACUUAAGGUGUUACCAGUGAAGGUUUCUGUGACUGUAGAUCAACAUAAAUGA